AUGCGGGUGCACCUGGGCAUGCUGGCGGGCGCGGCGGCGCUGACCGGGGCGCUCAGCUUUGUGCUCCUGGCGGCCGCCAUCGCCACGGACUUCUGGUACAUCAUUGACACUGAGCGGCUGGAGCGGGGCGGCCCGGGGGCGCGGGGCCGGGCGGGGGCCGCCCUCAGUGAGCUCGAACCUCUGAGCUCGCACUCUGGCCUCUGGCGCACCUGCCGGGUCCAGAGCCCGUGCGUGCCGCUGAUGAACCCCUUCUGGCAGGAGAACGUGACCGUCAGCGACUCAAGCCGACAACUUCUCACCAUGCAUGGGACAUUUGUGAUUCUGCUGCCACUCAGCCUGAUCCUGAUGGUGUUUGGGGGGAUGAUGGGGUUUCUGAGCUUCCUCCUCCGAGUCUCCAUCCUCCUCCUGCUCACAGGGACCCUCUUCCUCUUUGGAGCCUUGCUGACCCUGGCUGGAAUCAGUGUCUACAUCGCGUACUCGGCGGCCGCCUUCCGGGAGGCGCGGUGUCUCCUGGAGGAGAAGGCCCUCCUGGACCAGGUGGACAUCCGCUUCGGCUGGUCCCUGGCCCUGGGCUGGAUGAGCUUCAUCGCUGAGCUGCUCACCGGGGUGGCCUUUAUGGGGGCGGCCCGCGUGCUCAGCCUGAGACAGAAGCAGGACCGGGCCAUAUGA
This is a messenger RNA of Zalophus californianus (California sea lion), 669 nucleotides long. It is a transcript of the gene TMEM114, whose product is annotated as transmembrane protein 114. The record is from RefSeq and is a predicted model, not a curated record. NCBI's taxonomy places the organism in Eukaryota, Metazoa, Chordata, Mammalia, Carnivora, Otariidae. The transcript is spliced from 4 exons. Gene Ontology annotation, cellular component: apical plasma membrane. The coding region runs from base 1 to 669 and encodes 222 amino acids.